Molecule: messenger RNA, 2792 nt
Organism: Manihot esculenta (cassava)
Lineage: Eukaryota; Viridiplantae; Streptophyta; Magnoliopsida; Malpighiales; Euphorbiaceae
Product: metal-nicotianamine transporter YSL1
Exons: 8
Coding region: 612-2612 (666 amino acids)
Biological process (GO): response to iron ion; seed development
Cellular component (GO): plasma membrane
Molecular function (GO): oligopeptide transmembrane transporter activity; iron-nicotianamine transmembrane transporter activity
Source: RefSeq, a predicted model, not a curated record
CUCAAUCAUAACUGAUAAGCUCAUCCCUCCAAUCUUUAUCUAUUAAAGCGACUCUCCUUUUCCUCUAUUUCUGUACCUGCUGUUUUCUAUAUUGCAAUGCCACUCUUCCCCUUUUAUCCAAAGUUGCUGCUUUCUUCUUCCCCUUCACAGAUGUUAGCUAAGCAUAUAAAGCUUUAUUCUUUAUAGAACACCACUUUCGAAAGUGCUUGAUUAAUAUUAGAUUAUAUUAUAAUCAUUACAAAGUGAUUUUCAUUUUUGUACUGUUGGUGAGAUUUGUCAGUGAUUUUAAUGAGUGACAGGUCGAGUUAUCGAGUGCAUUGACGAAAAGUAAUACUAUACCACCCUGUUAUUAGUUCAUUGAAGGUCUCUGUGCCAAAGGACUGAAGACAGUCAAUAAAUAUCCAUAAAGGGUCACUGGUCUCUCUGCACUCUGCAGAAGUCCAAAUCACUUGAAACGUAUUUUCCUACUUAUUAUUAUCUUUUGUACGAAGACAAAGAUCCGUAUACAACUUGUUCAAGUUUAUAUAGUUGUCCACUCUAUUCAGUAACUAAGCAAGGAAGCAAGGAAGCAAGGAGAGCACAAGCACAUAUUUUCAGAAGCAAGAAGAGAGAUGAGCAUGGCAGAAGCAAAAGAAAAGAAAGAGAUUGAGAAUGAGGUCGACAUGGAAGAGCCACAGGAUGAAGAAACAGAGAAACAAGGGAGAGCUCAACCAUGGACAAAGCAAAUUACUUUAAGAGGAGUAUUAGUGAGUGUUGUGAUUGGGGCCAUCUAUAGUGUGAUAGCCAUGAAGCUGAACCUCACAACUGGGCUGGUUCCUAAUCUAAAUGUUUCUGCAGCACUUCUUGCUUUUGUGUUUGUAAGAACAUGGACAAAAAUGCUUCACAAGGCAGGAUAUGUAGCCAAACCCUUUACCCGGCAGGAGAAUACUAUGAUUCAAACUUGUGCAGUUGCUUGUUAUAGUAUAGCUGUGGGAGGUGGUUUUGCUUCUUACCUUUUGGGAUUAAACAGGAAGACAUAUGAGUUAUCAGGAGAACACACUGCAGGGAACUCUCCAAGAGCUAUAAAGGAUCCUGGAUUUGGGUGGAUGACUGGCUUCCUUUUUCUAGUUUGCUUUGUUGGCCUUUUCGUCUUAAUUCCACUUAGAAAGAUCAUGAUAGUAGACCUCAAGCUGACUUAUCCAAGCGGCUUAGCAACCGCAGUUCUCAUCAAUGGCUUCCAUACCCAGGGAGAUAAGAUGGCCAAGAAACAAGUUCGGGGGUUCACUAAGUAUUUUUCGAUCAGUUUCUUGUGGGCAUUUUUCAAGUGGUUUUUCUCAGGGAAACAAGCAUGUGGAUUCGGACAGUUCCCUACUUUUGGGAUGCAAGCUUGGAAGCAAACAUUUUUCUUUGAUUUUAGUGCUACUUUCGUGGGAGCAGGGAUGAUCGUUUCCCACCUAGUGAACUUGUCUUUGCUUCUUGGGGCAGUCCUUUCAUAUGGGAUUAUGUGGCCACUGAUUAAUAAGCUCAAGGGAGAUUGGUUCCCUGAGAAUUUAGAAAGUGAAGCAGACAUGAAAGGCUUGUAUGGUUACAAGGUUUUCAUAUCAGUUGCUCUGAUCCUUGGAGAUGGGCUCUACAAUUUCCUCAAGAUAAUGAGCUGUACCAUCAUGAAUAUCCAUGGCAGAUUAAAGAGCAGCAACCUUGAUACAGAUGCUGUGGAUGACCAGCACAAUUCACUUGAUCUAAAACAAAAUGAACUCUUCAUCAGAGAGAAGAUACCCAUGUGGAUAGGAGUCGUCGGAUAUGUCUUCUUCUCCAUUAUAUCCACAAUCGCUGUCCCAAUGAUAUUCCCUCAGCUUAAAUGGUACUAUGUUGUAGUUUCUUACAUUCUUGCUCCAUCUCUGGCAUUUUGCAAUGCUUAUGGAGCUGGUCUUACCGACAUGAACAUGGCUUAUAAUUAUGGCAAAGUUGCUCUCUUUGUACUAGCUGCACUGUCUGGGAAAGAGAACGGUGUCGUUGCAGCUCUUGCCGGGUGUGGCCUUAUAAAAUCUGUUGUCUCUGUUGCUUGCAUCCUUAUGCAGGAUUUUAAGACAGCCCAUCUUACUCGCACAUCUCCAAGAGCUAUGUUCAUGAGCCAGGUUAUUGGAACUGCAGUUGGCUGUGUGAUGGCUCCUCUCAGCUUCUUCCUCUUCUACAAAGCAUUUGAUGUUGGAAAUCCAAAGGAAGAGUUUAAGGCUCCUUAUGCACUAAUCUAUAGAAACAUGGCAAUCCUUGGAGUUCAGGGAUUCUCAGCUCUGCCUCAACAUUGUUUACAGCUUUGUUAUGGCUUUUUUGGUUUUGCAGUAGCAGUUAACCUCGUGAGAGAUCUCUCGCCGCAGAAACUUGGUCAAUGGAUGCCACUUCCAAUGGUUAUGGCAGUUCCCUUCCUUGUGGGUGCUUACUUCGCCAUUGAUAUGUGUGUUGGAAGUUUAAUUGUUUUCACAUGGCAAAAAAUCAGUACAAAGAAGGCAGAGCUUAUGGUACCAGCAGUUGCUUCAGGAUUGAUCUGUGGAGAAGGGCUAUGGACUCUUCCUGCUGCUGUGCUUGCUCUGGCCAAAAUAAACCCACCAAUCUGCAUGAAAUUUCUACCUUCCUAGCGCUGCAGAAACCUCUUGAAAUCCCUUGAUCUGAAAUGAGACGGUUAUCUCAUGUAUAGAUAGUUGAAUUUGAUACCGCCUACACAUUUGUAAUUGAUAUGGGUGUACUCGCAUUUAUGGAAUUAGGUGUUCAGUAUUUGUUAUCAUGAAUAAACAUCUUACUGUUCUUGAUAAAGAAAA